AUGAAUAAUAUAACCAAAAACGUUUCUAAGCCCGUCAUAAAUUCAGCUCUUGUGCGUGCUGGGAGAGAGAAAUCUAUCAACGGACCAUGUACUCGACAAUUUUCUCUUGGAUUCCGAGCGUACUUCCCUAAAUGCAGGUCAAGACAACCAAACCUCACUAGAGUAACGCUUCGUAAACUCACAUCUAAUUCAACCCCGUCUAUUACCAAAAAAACAGGGACAUCCAGCGCGGAAAAACAGAGUUCUUCACAGGCAGAUGACAACAAGCCGUCGCUCAAGAAUAUGGGCGAUGGCCUUUCGGAUGAGCUAGUCACCCAAGACGAUAGCAAAGUCGAUUGGACUCGAUCAUUUCAUGGAUUAUCUGUAAAACCAUUUUCUAAGGAAUCCGCCGACAUCUUAAUGGCUCCCUUACCCUAUGACGAUGUAGAGGUGAAACCCGACGGCGUCGUCUAUCUUCCAGAAAUCAAAUAUCGUCGUAUUUUAAAUCGUGCGUUUGGUCCUGGGGCUUGGGGACUUGCACCACGUGGAGAGACCAUAGUAACCGAGAAAAGUAUUACUCGUGAAUACGCACUUGUAGUGCAUGGACGCUUAGUAUCUAUUGCGCGUGGUGAGCAAGAUUACUUUUCCCCUGAAGGUAUACCCACUGCCACCGAAGGCUGUAAAUCAAAUGCAUUAAUGCGCUGUUGUAAAGAUCUUGGGAUCGCCAGUGAGUUAUGGGACCCUAGAUUCAUCAGGAAAUUCCUCAGUGAAAAGGCUAAACAAGUGUGGGCUGAACAUACGGUUACAAAACGUAAGAAGCAAAUCUGGAUGAGAAAAGAUGAUGAGCUCCGAUACCCUUACAAACAAUCAUAA
Blumeria graminis f. sp. triticale is the source of this 852-nucleotide messenger RNA. Lineage: Eukaryota; Fungi; Ascomycota; Leotiomycetes; Helotiales; Erysiphaceae. The record is from the annotation of a GenBank genome assembly.